AUGACUGUUCAUGCUUUACGUCUUGUCGAACUUACUCAACGUAUUUCUGCUGUGAUGAAAUUUAAUGAAACUGAGGAAACUUUGUUACAUGAUCCAAUAAUGAACGUUUUUCGAAUGUUUGGUCAAUUAAAUUUUGUCGAUAUUAAGGCUAAUCUUACAGUUGUUGCUUUUCAUGAUUUUGUCAAAGAAGUAGUUGAGAAUACAAGAAAAACGAGUUCUGAUCUUGUUAUAAUUCCAUGGGAUGGUGCUGGUGCUGUAAUGAAUGAUGAUUCUUUUGAAGAAAUAAUUGGUCCUCGUGGAAGGCUAUUUAAAGGUCGUGAAAGGAAAGAGACUAGUCCACAAAUUUCGGCUUUUGUACAAGGUGUAUUUAACGAGGUUCAUGCAAAUGUUGGCUCUUUCGUUGAUAGAGGAUUUGGUGUUAAAUCAUCACAACAAGGAAGUACUCCGAAUUUAUCAGUUCACGUAUUCUUACCAUUUUUUGGAAGUAUAGAUGAUAGAGAAGCUCUGAUAUUCGUUGUUAGAUUAUUAGAACAUCCUCAUAUCACUGUAUCUGUAGUUCGAGUAAGGACACAAGAUGAUCACAACACUGAUAUUCAAGAAGGAAUCCAAGAAGGACUUCAAGAUAGAAUUGAAACAAUUCAAGAAAGCAUUACUGAUUCCGUUGAUAAUAAUGAGAAUUCAAAUGCUGAUAAUUCAAAUAAAGCACCUAUGCGGCCUCCUAUGGUGCAUACUAAAUCAUCAUCUUCAGUUCAAGUGUUGACACAAGGUGAUAAGAGAGAGCCCGAAUCAAUUGAUAGUGCUUUAUUAGCACAUUACUUUAGUUUAAAAAAUGGUAUAUUAUGUAACAAUGAUCGUAUAAGUUAUACUGAAGUCGUAACUACAACUCCUUUAGCAACAGCCAUAGGGAUUGCAAAUGAAAAGGCUAAUAAUGGUAAAGAUUUGAUUGUAUUGGGACGUCGUAGAACAGCACCAGCAAUUUAUCGAAAAGAAUUCAUGAGCAUGGGUAAAAGUUAUGGUAAUGAAACUAGGAAAUGUUUGGGUAUUGUUGCUGAAGCAUUUAUGAUUAGUGAAGUAGAAGCAAGUAUUCUUGUUAUACAAGGAAAAAAUGGUGUGAGAAAAACUGUUGCUAUAUAA
This is a messenger RNA of Dentiscutata erythropus, 1134 nucleotides long. NCBI's taxonomy places the organism in Eukaryota, Fungi, Glomeromycota, Glomeromycetes, Diversisporales, Gigasporaceae. The record is from the annotation of a GenBank genome assembly.